CCUAUUAUUCAGUUUCAUCCAUUUCGAACUUCAGCCAUGUUAGAAAGUAAUGUCAACAGAGGUUCGGUUUGUAAAAAUUCAUUGGGUGAAGCAAACUUCUAAUCUGUUAUAUUGAGGCUGAAUGUCUCUAUUUCAAUGCAUUUGGCUGGAGAAGGAAUGAAGUCUGCUUCUGGUGGAUAGUUUUGUGUUGGAAUUGUAAAGAGCUUUGGCAGCGAGCAUCAUGGACGAACGAAAGAGGAGGGAAAAUCUCGAGACUUACGUUCGAGAUCCUCGGAAUGAACUGUACAUUGAAGGGCUUUUGGAUGGAAUUCAGUCGCUGGUGUGCGAUUGUGAUUUUCCGGCCCUGAGACGCAAUAAGAAUGUCGAAAACUUCCUACAAAGAUAUGAGAAACCUAGUAAAGUAAUCGAAGAAUGUCGUAUGAAUGCAAGCGACUUCAAGGUCGUAAAAGUCAUCGGCCGUGGUGCUUUCGGUGAAGUUCAGUUGGUGAGGCACAAAGCAUCGAAAAAAGUAUAUGCGAUGAAACUUUUAAGCAAAUUUGAAAUGAUCAAGAGAUCUGAUUCAGCUUUUUUUUGGGAAGAGCGUGAAAUUAUGGCUCAUACCAUCAGCCCAUGGAUUGUGAAGUUACAUUUUGCUUUUCAAGAUGCUAAAAAUUUGUAUAUGGUUAUGGAUUACAUGGCUGGAGGGGAUUUGGUUAAUCUUAUGAGUAACUACGACAUUCCUGAAAAGUGGGCCAAGUUCUACGGUGCUGAAGUGGUGUUAGCACUUGAUGCUAUUCACAGCAUGGGGUUCAUUCACAGGGAUGUAAAACCCGACAACAUGCUUCUGGAUAAACAAGGUCACCUCAAGCUUGCAGAUUUUGGAACAUGUAUGAGAAUGGACAAGGAUGGAAUGGUAAGAUCAGACACAGCUGUUGGUACACCAGAUUACAUCUCUCCAGAGGUUCUCAAAUCCCAAGGUGGUGAAGGCUAUUAUGGCCGUGAAUGUGACUGGUGGAGUGUUGGGGUAUUCUUAUACGAGUUACUAAUUGGUGACACUCCAUUUUAUGCUGACUCACUCGUAGGAACCUAUGGAAAAAUUAUGGAUCACAAAAACUCACUACAGUUUCCAGAUGACAUUGAGAUUUCAAAAGAAGCCAAGCAUUUAAUUUGUAGUUUUCUUACUGACAGAACACAAAGAAUUGGUCAGAAAGGAAUAGCAGAAAUACAAAAACAUAAAUUUUUUGUCAAUGACCAGUGGGAAUGGGAUACCAUCAGAGAGGCUAUUCCUCCUGUGGUCCCAGAGUUGGCCAGUGAUGAUGAUUACUCGCACUUUGAUGACAUUCCUGAUCCUGAUAGUGGAGAAGAGUUCUUUCCAACUCCAAAGGCGUUUGCUGGGAAUCAUCUUCCUUUCAUAGGAUUCAGUUAUUCAGAGAGUGUUGAAUGGGGUAACUUUCAAGGCAAAGCAGGUUCAGAUGGAAUGGUGAGGAUGGAUGGAAGUAGUUCUGGUGGCGGGAAUGACAGUCGCUCAAAGCUUGAAGCAGCUAACCGUAGAAUCAGAGAUUUGGAAGAGCAGGUUUCAUUGGAAAUGCAAGCUAAAGAUGAGCUGGAUCAUAAUUACAGAGUGGUGAGCACCAAGCUCGAUAAAGUCAUAAAAGAAUUAGACAGUGAGUUGGAAGCAAAAAGAAGAGUAGAAUCAUCAAACAGAGAGCUUGAAAGAAGUGCUGCAAUUUUUAAACAUGACUUAAAGGAGGCACAGAGAAGGUCUGAGUUUGAAGCAGAAGCCAAGAGAAAGCUUGAAGGCAAAGUCCAGGAACUUCAAAGCCGUCUUGAUGCAGAGCUUGAUGCGCGGGAUAGAAUUUCCCAGUCAUCACAGAGUGUCCAGUCUAAGAUAACCCAACAAGAGAAACAAAUCCAUGAGCUGACAGAACAGCUCAGGGUGGAAACUGAUACACACACCAAGAAUAAAAAAUUAUAUAGUGAUUUACAAAAGUCUUACACAGUGAUGGAGAGAACUUAUGGAGAUUUACAGGACAAGAAUAGAAUCAUAAGUGAACAAAAGCUUAGCUUAGAGAGAGAACUCAUAAAGGUACAAGGAAAUCUUGAAGCAGAGAUGAACAUGAGAGGCCAAGCAAACAGUGCAAAAGCAGACAUUGAAAGCCAGAACAGAGUAUUGAAAGAGGAGCUUGACCAUUUACGGGCACGAUCGGCAUCAGAUGCCAAAUUACAACAAAAGCUUCAACAGGAUCUAAUUAAUCUUGAGAAAGCUAAGGCUAACACUGAGUAUGAACUGAAGUCCAUCCAGAAUAAAUUCGAUAAGAUCACUCUAGAAUACAAGCAACAACUUGCUAGUUAUCAAACAGAAAAGAACAGAUUAUCACUAACUUUGGAAGAAAGGACUGAGCAAGAGAGAGCUGAGCAAAGUAAAACGCUGGAAAGACUUGAGCAGGAGCUGGUGAUCAGAGAAAAGGCUGAAGCAGCAGCUGCCGAAGCUGAGAGAGAAAGAUCAGUUUUAGCUGUAGAUCUUAAAGACAUGCAACAAAGACUGGAGAGAUUAAAACAGGAGUACAAUGCUCUUCAGGAUAAGAAUAAAAGUCUGAAUGCUACUUUAGACACGGAGAACCAACGGCGAACACAACUGGAGAGUGACUUGAAAGUGAAUGCUCAGGAAAUAGCUGCGCAGAGGGCAACAGAGAAGCAACUUGCUAAGCAAGUGGAAGAUCUGUUGGAGGAACGGAAACAGUUAGAAGAUGCUUGUACAAAACUCAAAAGUGCAAGUGCUGUGGAUGAUCUACAAAUGAAAGAGCUUCAAGACCAACUAGAGGCAGAAACGUACUUCUCGACUCUGUACAAAACCCAAGUGAAAGAACUCCGAGAGGAAGUUGACGAAAAAACGAAGCAGAUGUUGGAUAUGAGCAAUGAGUUACGUCAGCUGAGUGACGACAGAGAGUCUCUCUCUGCCCAGUUGGAGUUGACGUUAACCAUGGUGGACUCUGAACAGCUGGCGAGGUCCAUCGCUGAAGAACAGUACUCGGAUCUAGAGAAAGAAAAAACGAUGAUUGAGCUAGAGGUCAAAGAAUUGAUCGCGAGACACAAGAGCGACAUGUCAGAGAAAGGGGCUCAGAUCACUCAGCUGGAAGAACUGAACCUGCAACUGACAGGCAACUUGGAUCAGAAAAUAACUGAUAAAGACGAGCUCAAUACCAAAAUUAAGGCCUUGCAAGAAGAGCUGGAAAAAUCUAAGGAUAACAGCAAAGAUAUCGAGGACGCCACCAAGGAGUUACGAAAGCAACUGCAUAUAGAGAAAACUUUGAAGACUCAGGCAGUGAACAAACUUGCGGAGAUAAUGAACAGGAAAGACCUGAUGCAGAACGCGAGUAGGAAGAGAAAAGCUACUUCUGACGACCUGCGGAAGAAGGAGAAAGAAUGUAGAAAACUACAUCAAGAGCUGGGAGCAGAACGUGAGAAGUAUGGCCAGAUGGUGACAAAGUUCCAAGGACAGUUAGCGGAAUAUCAGAUGAAUCUUCAGAUGGAGACAGAGCAGAGACAGAAAAUGCAGAUGGAGCUGGAUUCAAAAGAUCUUUCGAUCGAAAGACUGAACUCCCAGAUUAAACAAAAGGCGCUUAAUACAAGCAUAACUGAUGAUGAUGCCCUCUCUGUUUCAGUCCAUAUGCCCAAAGAAGGAUGGGUUUCCAUUCCAAACAAACAGAAUAUAAAAAGAUAUGGUUGGAAAAGACAAUAUUUAGUCGUUAGCAAUCGCAAGAUUUUUUUCUAUAACUCGGAUGCUGAUCAUAAAAGUAGUUCAACACCCUCCAUCAUUUUAGAAAUCAGUAAAUUAUUUCACGUGAGAUCAGUAACGCAAGGCGAUGUCAUACGUGCCGAUGCCAAAGAUAUUCCUAGGAUAUUUCAGAUUUUAUACGCUAAUGAGGCCGAGAGCAUUAACCCUGUGGAAAAAGACAAAGAGGACCCACAGUCUGAGGAUCGCAUGAAUGCCAUCGACUACAUGAGGCAUCAGUUCAUACCCAUGCACUAUCACAUGCCUACAAACUGUGACUCUUGCAACAAGCCUCUAUGGCACAUGUUCAAACCUCCUCCAGCAGUAGAGUGCAGACGUUGUCAUAUGAAGUGUCACAAGGACCAUGUCGAUAGAGAAGAAGCUUGUAUCACCAUGUGCAACCUUAAUAUGGAUCUGGUCUCAGCCAAGGAACUCUUAGUGCUUGCACAGACUGCGGAUGAACAAAAGCAGUGGGUGUUAUACCUCAGCAAGAAAAUCGUCAGAAAGGAACCGAAAAUUAAAAGUCCUUCUGUAAGACUCGGAACCGAAGAGGCCAACAUGAGAAGAAACAUGGCAGAAAGGAGCGCCGCCUCACGGCCUGGUGGCACCCAACGGUCGGUAUCUGUCUCUUCAGGAAACAGGAAGAUUACGUGACUCAAACAAAAGCCGGCCAAACCUGAUGUGUCAGCCGAGACUGUCGCCAUGAGUGAACUAAAAGUAAAGCCAGUGAAGAAUAAUCGGAAUCAGUGUAUACUUUAAUGAAACAUAGAAGUGAUAUCCAGCGGUCCUCGGCACUUGACAUCUUUGGUCUAAACUUCUUUGGUCAAACAUUAUGAGCGGUCUCCCUGUGGUCCAUAGUCGUUAGUCCUGAAAAGCAUCAGCGUGCAAGAGCCACAGGAACCCCUGCGCUUUUAAAGGAAUACUUUCAUCUUUGAAGCUCGUGCUGUCACGCUUGGGUGGAUGGAACUCUUCAUAUCCUCAGCUCAGAGGAGUUAAGCGACAUGCGCAAAAUGUCCUUCGCCUAGAAUUACUACCCUCUUUUCAAAAUGAAGAAAAUAAUUGUACCUUAAAAACAAUCCAUACCUGUUUUCCACAUUGAAGAAAAAUAUCCCUCGUAACGUAAAUUCUCUUUGCGAUAUUCCACACCAUCUACGAGUAGACAGAAGUUCGUUUAUAAGAUGACACUCAGUACUAAAUACUAGGUUCUCAGGACUAGCUAACAGAAAUGUAGAGUUUCAGUUUGGAGAAUUGACUUGUUGAUCUUGGGAGUGUAAGGGUUGAAAUCAUUGUCAAGACUGAUUAAAGCUCUAAAUACUAUCUCGCAACAAAAGGCAUGUCUAAUUAUUAUCCAUGCGAGCGAAACUUAAUAUUUAUUUGUCUCAGAAGCUCGACAAGUGUAAGGUCACUUGAAACUAUGAUUGGUUAAAAGUAUGGUAAGUUUGGCGAACACUUCAAAAGUCCAAGGAAAACGACACUAGAUUAGUAGAGCUUCAAAUAAAGCUGUUGAACCACUUAAUAUUUUCUACGAUAACAAAUAAUUUUACAAAAUCAGGAAGCAAGGCGCGUGUUGUAGACUUAGAUUUCGAUCUGCGAGUGUCCAGCCCAAAGUUCAACGUUCAUCAGAAGUUACUGAUUGUUCCUUGUUUUAAACUGUCCGACUUCGUUAGUACUAGUAAUUUAUUGUUCGGAUGGUAUGAUGUAAUCAAUUUAAUUACUCUGAUAUGGAACAAAUAAAUAUUUUCUUGUUCUUUGUAUGUCAUAUCAGGGGCUAUGAAUAGAUCACUUAAUAUUAUCUAGUAUUUUGGCGCUUGUAAGUUAUAAGCUUUUGUUGUUCCUGAUUUCUGGCGUUUUUGCCGACAGGAUGUAGGAAACGUGAAUAAAUUUUAGGUUUUUAUACAA
Messenger RNA from Pocillopora verrucosa, 5650 nucleotides. Its product is annotated as rho-associated protein kinase 2-like. The record is from RefSeq and is a predicted model, not a curated record. Gene Ontology annotation, cellular component: cytoskeleton; cytoplasm. Gene Ontology annotation, biological process: mitotic cytokinesis; actomyosin structure organization; regulation of cell junction assembly. NCBI's taxonomy places the organism in Eukaryota, Metazoa, Cnidaria, Anthozoa, Scleractinia, Pocilloporidae. Gene Ontology annotation, molecular function: small GTPase binding; ATP binding; Rho-dependent protein serine/threonine kinase activity.